GCCGGUGCGGGUCUGGGGAGUUGUCUUGGUCCCGGACACACGAUUGGACCGCCUUAAAAAGGGCAAACACGCGUCCACGUUUCGACUCCCGGCAUCAGCCUCCCCUCCCCUGAGCUACAGAAAUAGAAAAGCUUGAGUGUACGACAAAAUAAAACGUUUAGUCCAAUUUAUUAGCCCGGAGAGACUUUGAGCCCCUUAGCUUAGCUCCAGCAUCCCGGCGACGGUGACUGAGAAAGGGGUCUACCUGUCUGUCAAGCGCGCAAGUUCUGCCGGAAACACGGUUUGUAGCAAAAGUAAAAGCCGCAGAGUAGCUUAAACGUCGACUUAGCGUGACAAUUUGAACAAGUUGGACCUUUGAGGGAAUGGCAUUGGACUUCGCCGCGGGCUGCGUUGGAGGUGCUGCUGGUGUUUUGGUUGGACAUCCGUUCGACACCGUUAAGGUGCGGCUUCAGGUUCAAAAUGCGGACAAGCCUCUCUACCGCGGAACAUUACACUGCUUCCAGUCCAUCGUGCGGCAGGAGUCGACACUGGGUUUGUACAAAGGUCUGGGCUCUCCGAUGAUGGGCCUCACCUUCAUCAACGCCAUCGUGUUCGGCGUGCAGGGCAACGCCAUGCGCAAGCUCGGCCGUGACACGCCGCUCAACCAGUUUCUGGCGGGCGCGUCGGCCGGCGCCAUCCAGUGCGUCAUCUGCUGCCCCAUGGAGCUGGCAAAGACUCGCAUGCAGAUGCAAGGCACCGGGGAGAAAAAGUCCAAGAGGAAGAUGUACAAGAACUCUCUGGACUGCCUGUUGAGGAUCUACAACAAAGAAGGUAUUCGGGGGAUCAACCGCGGCAUGGUGACGACACUCCUACGCGAAACGCCGGGAUUCGGCGUCUACUUCCUGGCGUACGACGUGCUGACGCGCCAGCUGGGCUGCGAGCCCGAGGACCCGUACCUCAUCCCCAAGCUGCUGUUCGCCGGCGGCAUGUCCGGCAUCGCUUCUUGGAUCUCCACCUACCCCGUGGACGUCAUUAAGUCCCGACUGCAGGCGGACGGCGUGGGCGGCGUGCAUCGCUACGGCGGAAUCGCCGACUGCGUACGGCAGAGCGUGCGCAAGGAGGGUUGGAGGGUGUUUACGAGGGGCCUCACCUCCACGCUGCUUCGGGCCUUUCCGGUCAACGCCACUACCUUCGCCACCGUGACUCUCUUCCUGUUGUACAUGCGCAAAGACGAAGAGUGCGCCCCCGAACCGCAGGCCGCGCCCAUGCAGCCGCUCCAGCCGCAGGCUCAAGCCACCAGCAUCUGAGCUCAGCUGCCACGGUUAGAAAAUUGUUGGUACAAAUCAGACAGGCGUAGUAUUUAAUAAUUAUAUAGGGAGAUGAAACUGCACUUGUACAUAUUUAGUCUGUUUUGUAUACUUCAUUUUUAUGCUCAUUAAAAGAAAGGCGCCAAUGUGGUUACAGCAGUUACUGGAAUGUACAGUAACAUGUUUAAAGGCUGCUGUGUCCUCCAUGUCGAAACGUUAGACUUACUGUACUUUGUUUGUAGCGUCAGCUUUUUUUCUUCUAGCUCCACAAUACACUUUUAUAAAAUUAUUCUAAAGGUUACCAGAGGUGGGCGACUUAAGAGAAAACAUUGACAAUUUUCAGUCUUACAGCAUAGACUUCACUAUCAGUUAAUGGGAAAUGGGGCGCGGGGCUGCUCCGUAGGGGGCCUAUUUUCAAAACCAAAGCCACUCGCGACCUAAAACCAAAAGCAAGCACCUUCCUUAGGCAUAUAUGAGUCUCCAUGAGCAGCGGCAUCAAAAAAUAUCAAGUUGUUCUCAAGUAGAACCCCGAUAAAUUAAUCUUUAUAUAAGUAUAACAAAACUUAAUGGCUAUAAAAUUCUCAGAUUUUACGCUAGAUCAGUCAUGUCCAAAGUCCGGCCCGGGGGCCAAAUGCGGCCUGUGGUCAAAUUUCAUCCGGCCCCCAGCCUCUGUCAUAAAAUCAAUAACGUCUGGCCCGCACACACUUAAUAAAUUGGUCAGCAGUACAGCUACCAGCAUAUGAAGUAGCUUACACACUAAAUGCUGCUCCUCAUUUACCCACUAAAAGGCAGCAGCACUCUAAGCAAGAUUACACCGUGUGACCCUUUACUCCCAAUUUUCAAAAAUGGCAACAAUCAACAAAAAAAGACUGCGACGGCCGACACUUUAAGGAUAGAUGGAAAUUGGACUAUUUCUUCACUAAAAUACGCAACAACUGUGUCUGUCUCAUUUGCAAAGAGACAGUCGCUGUUUUUAAAGAGUUCAAAAUGUGAGGCGAUAUUACCAAACGAGACACGCUGACAUGUACGACCAGAUCACAGGGAAGAUACGCAGCGAGAAAUUGAAGCAACUUGAAGCUAGUUCAAUUUCACAGCAGCAGUAUUUUGCAGGAGCCUAAGAGUCGAAAGAGAACAGCACAAAGGCUAUUUGCGAGAUUGUUGAAAUCAUUAAUUAAACACACAGAAUGGGUUGCUAAAAUUUGCUUAAAUAUAUUGUUCUACGUAAACGGUGUUAGCCAAGGUCGGCCUCCCACAUUUUUACCACACCAAAUCUGGCCCCAUUUGCAAAAAGUUUGGACACCCCUGCGCUAGAUGUACAAGAAUCAUCAAAUGCAGAGGUAAUCGCCUAUAUUUUUAAGGAUCGAUUGCAAUAAUUAACAUAUAAGUUUUUGCCUGAAAUAGCGACUUAAAUAUUUUUUAUUUACCGUAAUUUUCGGACUUUAAGGCACACAUGACUAUAAGCCGCCACCCAGCAAAUUUGACACCAAAACGGCAUUUGUUCAUAGAUAACCUGCAAUGGACUAUACUGUACGCAACAGCUGUCCUCACUGUAUUAUGGGAUAUUUCCCCCUAAAAGAUAUUAACCGGAAACACUUUAUUUGACAGCGGCAUCAUAAGACUGUCAUAUGACCAAAUGAACCACCAUGAAGCUUUGAACUAAUUGGCUGCAAAGCUUCAUUGCUUCAAGAAGCUUCAUUUGACCAUUACUGCUCCCUUUGGGGAGACAGUCAACCUCCGUGACCACCUGCUGUCAAUACUGUUGUCAUCCAACAUGCCUCCUGGCAUGCAUUGCAGCGCUAAAUUUAACACAAAAACGGCAUUUGUUCAUAGAUAAGCUGCACUGGACUAUAAGCCGCAGCUGUCGUCACUGGAUUAUGGGAUAUUUCCCCCCAAAAGAUAUUAACCGGAAAUACUUCAUUUGACAGCGGCAUCAUAAGACCAAAUGAACCACCAUGAAGCUUUGAUCCAAUUGGCUGCAAAGCUUCAUUGCUUCAAGAAGCUUCAUUUGGCCAUCACUGCUCCCUUGGGGGAGACAGUCAACAUUGCAGCGCUACAGAUGUAAAUAACAAAAAUCAUUCUCUGUGCUAAUUAUUCUGUCAGUCACUGUUCCAGUUGUUUCAUUAAUUGCUAGUUAUGGUAUUUGGUAACACUUAAUUUAACAGUGGCGGCAUAAGACUGUCAUAAGACCAAAUGAACCACCAUGAAGCUUUGAACCAAUUGGCUGCAAACCUUCAUUACUUCAAGAAGCUUCAUUUGGCCACCACUGCCGUCAACACUCGUCGUUCAUCAUGCCUCCUAGCAUGCAUUGCAGCGCUACAGAUGUAAAUAACAAUCAAAAUUCAUGGUCUGUGCUAAUUAUUUCGUCAGUUACUGUUCCAGUUGUUUCAAUAAUUGCUAGUUAUGGUAACACUUUAUUUAACAAUGGUGCCUUAAGACUGUCAUUACACAAUCAUAAUUAUGAAAUGACACUCAUGAGCAUUAAUGAAUGCUUACAACAGAUGUCUUAGUGUCAGUUUUUAUCUCACUUUUGAAUGGAUGUAAAGGAUCUGAGCUGGACAAAAAUGGAGUUAGGGACAUCAUUUGUCGGUUGACAUUAAAAGACAUCUGUCAUAAGCAUUCAGUAAUGCCCAUGAUUGUGUCAUAAUUAUGACGGUCUUAUGACGUGUUACCUAUUAACCCAAAUAAGCCGCACCACACAUGAGGUAUUAUUGUUUUUUUUAUCAGGCAGCAUGAGUUGAACAUAUUAACUCUCGGUCCUUUCCUCAUUGCGUCCCGAAGACCGCGCUGUGUUUAAGUUCUGCUUUACCUGGUAUAGUACAAUAAUCGGAAUUUGGAUGUUUGUGAAUCGUUCUCGAAACUUCCACAGCCGAAUCGCGAAUAAGAAUCGGAAAUUUCGCACGCCUCUUGUUGGUACCAUUGACUCCAAAAACCUGAAAUUAACAAAUAACCGACUAACUGCACAGAAUUUGUUGAAAUCAACUCCGACUAAUUAAACCCCCGCUAACUUGAUGACUAAGCCUAUUGUCAAAAAUUCUGAACUUCCCUUUUAAAUAUGAAUUAACAUGUUAAAUGGGGUUAAGGUACAUUAAGGUACUAGUUUAGAAAGUCAUACACGACGUACAUGUCACGUCCGCUCAGCUUUUAAUUAUAGUAAAAAUGUACAGUUUUUUUUGUUGUUGUAAUCAUUAAAAAAAGACUUAUAAAUAGGCAACUAAUGAAAGUAAAAAAAUUAACUGACGAAUGUGGUAAUGUUUAGCGUGACCAGGUAACAUAAUACUGUAUAUUGAUUGCAUUUUGACUAGAGCUGUAAAAAUUAUCGCGUUAACAGGCGGUAAUUAAUUUUUUAAAAUUAAUCACGUUAAAAUUAGGGCUGUCAAAAUUAUCGCGUUAACGGGUGGUAAUUAAUUUUUUAAAUUAAUCAUGUUAAAUUCACGCAAUUAACGCACAUGCCCCGCUCAAACAGAUUAAAAUGACAGCACAGUGCAAUGCCAACUUGUUACUUGUGUUUUUGGGUUAGGGUUAGAGUUUUGUCGACCUCUGCUGGCGCUUGGGUGCGACUGAUUUUAUGGGCUUAAGCACCCAUGAGCCUUGUGUAAUUAUUGACUUCAACAAUGGUGGGCUACUAGUUUAUUUUUUGAUUGAAAAUUGUACAAUGUUUUUUAAAACUAAGGGAUUUUAAUAUACAAUUUCUAUAACUUGUAAUAACAUUUAUCUUUUAAGAACUACAAGUCUUUCUAUCCAUGAAUCGCUUUAACAGAAUGUUAAUAAUGUUAAUACCAUCUUGUUGAUUUAUUGUUAUAAUAAACAAAUACAGUACUUAUGUCAGUAUGUUGAAUUUAUAUAUCCAUCUUGUGUCUUAUCUUUCCAUUCCAACAAUAAUUUACCAAAAAAUAUGGCAUAUUUUAUAGAUGGUUUGAAUUGCGAUUAAUUUUGAUUAAUUAAUUUUUAAGCUGUAAUUAACUCGAUUAAAAAUUUUAAUUGUUUGACAGCCCUAAUUUUGACAGAUGGGUGUCAUUGAGAGAUAAAAGCCAGACCCCCAAUCAAAUUCUAUUGGACUGCUAUUGUUGUCAAUGAGCUCAUCACUUGAGACUCCCACCUCUGAUGCGUAAAAACAUUUUACACCUACUGUACAUACAUGUAAAUAUUACAUUUGUAUUCUGAUUUUACGGUCAUGUCAUUUUUCGCUGUAAUUUGCUGAUCCCUCCAUUUGACACAAUCCGCUCCAUGAUGCCGAUUGACUAACAAGGUAUUCGUCAUACUUUCACCAAGUGGCUGGAAUAGUGUAUUUCACUAAUCAAUGUGUUAUUGAUAAUCAGUUGUAUCAGUCAUAUUGUACUGAGCGAGCAGACUUUCCAUUUUCUGCACUGUGGUUAUCACACUUUGUCCAUUACUGCCCCCCAAAAAGAACCCAUGACUAUCACCGCCCGAUUGCUGUGUGAAUUAGACGCAAAAUGGCCGAUGAAGAGAAUGUAUUUGCAGUCUUGAAUGUCUCAAAAGUUCAUAUUGUAUUAUGAUUAUGGUCAGACCCAAAUGAUUGAAAAGCAUGUAUCAAAGCUGUGUACUUGUGUAAAAAUUAAGUACAUCUCUAUGAAAUUGUGACUUAUUUUUCUACUCCCAUGAGAUUAUUUAUGAUCCCCUUUAAAUUCUGUUACUAUUGAAUUGAUUGCCAAAAAAAGGUUCUGGUCGAAUGGCAUUUUCGAGAUGGUUCGUGGCUUUAGUAUGAGUUCAUGUACUGUAUGCUGUGUAUGUAAACAAUAACUGGUUUAAAAAAAAAAAAAAAAAAAAAGUGACACUGGUGCAGUUAUUCUUACAUAAUUUUCAGGUGCUGAAUUCAAAUCUGACCAGUUUUUUUUUUUUUUUUCCGAUUCUAUAGCUAGCACGUUAAAAAUUGCCCACAAGUAACAACUAGGGAUGUGACAUAAUAUCAAAAUGUUGAUACAUCGUGCUACGUUGCAUCCCGAAAAGUUAUCAAUAUGCUCAUGCCAAGAAAAAAAAAAUGAAGGAACCAGCAAGUUGCUACCAAAAUCUUCCAUCGUAAUAGUGCGUUAGUCAACUCUACGGCUGCCAUUGACAGCCCUCGACGCCCAAUCAAUUAAGACCCUGAAGGGCGAAAAACGUUCGGUUCUUCGAAACCAGAGCAUUCAGUCACUCUUUCUGAUUUUCAAGGCAUUUACAGGUCAUUUCCUGUUCUGUAACCCAAAAUCAAGAUCAAAUGACCCAUAAAAUGCCCCGAAAUCAACAGGAAGUGACUGAAAAUCAACAGGUAAUGACCUGAAAUGGCCAAAAAUGACCUCGUUACCUGGCAUUGGCUGCCACUGAGGGCCAUAGAAGUGGGAGGGGCCUGUUUGAAGUGGGAGGGGUUCAUUUGCUGCCACCCUCCCGGCUUAUUGGAUCUCUACGAGUGAAGGAUGAAGUUUGAACGAAUUGAAAGGUUAAACUAUUGAUGGUCAAAAAUGUAUGAAAAAUCUAUAAAAUACCACUACUAUAAGUAAAUAAUAUGUACUACAUAUAUAUUUAUAUAUAUAUAAUAAUUAGGGGUAUCAAACGAUUAAAAUUUAUAAUCAAGUUAAUUACAGCUUAAAAAUUAAUUAAUCGUAAUUAAUCGCAAUUCAAACCAUCUAUAAAAUAUGCCAUAGUUUUCUGUAAAUUAUUGUUGGAAUGGAAAGAUAAGACACAAGAUGGAUAUAUACAUUCAACAUACGAUACAUAAGGACUGUAUUUGUUUAUUAUAACAAGAUGGCAUUAACACUAUUAACAUUCUGUUAAAGAGAUCCACGGAUCGAAAGACUUGUAGUUCUUAAAAGAUAAAUGUUAGCACAAGUUAUAGAAAUUUUAUAUUAAAACCCCUCUUAAUGUUUUCGUUUUGAUAAAAUUUGUGAAAUUUUCAAUCAAAAAAUAGACUAGUAGCCCGCAAUUGUUGAUGCCAAUAAUUACUUACACAAUGCUCAUGGGUGCUGAAGCCUAUAAAAUUAGUCGCACCCAAGCGCCAGCAGAGGGCGACAAAACUCCGAAAAACACAACAAAUACACAUUUCACUGUGCUGUCAUUUUGAUCUGAGCGGGGCAUGUGCGUUAAUUGCGUCAAAUAUUUUAACGUGAUUAAUUUAAAAAAUUAAUUACCGCCCGUUAAUGCGAUAAUUUUGACAGCCCUAAUAUAUAAAAUAAUAUGUAUAAUAUAAUAUAAUAGGAUUCAUUUAACUAGAGUGAUGUUGUAAUGGCUUGUUUUGAAAGUGUUUGCAUUAAGUUUUAUUGAUUUGGGUGAAUAUAACAUUUAACAUGGCUGGAUCCAGCUGCUCCUUUUUGUUUGCGCUCAUGUUUUUUUUUUUUUUUUUUUUUAAUUUAAUCCAUUCAUAGUUUCGUUUAGAGGUAAAUUUAGCAGUUUUUUGUGGGAAUAUGUGUUUGAACGAUUUAUUAAGAGCAUUGUAAAAACAUGUUAGCAUUUUAUAGCAUUUAAGCUAACUGACUUUUGCCAUGCAAGUUAGCAAAUUUUUCUCUUGUAGUACUUGGAUCCUCAUUUAUUUGUUUUUUUAAUACUCUUGGAGGCUAAUUUUGAGUGUUUUAUUUUGAAAUGCAUUUAUUGCUAUAAAAUACCAAUUCUGAAUAGUUUGGAAAAAAAAAAAAAAAAAAAAAAAACACUUGGGAAUUUUAUUUUGUAUUUGCAUUUAAUGCUCUUUUGAAAGCGUAAUCUUGUAAAAUUUAUUCUCCAACGCAUUAAAUGUUCCUACUCCGAUUACUCAAUUUUUCGAAUUGAUAAAUUGAUUACUUAAACAAUCGAUAGCUGCAACCCUAAUACAGUAUGUAUAAAUCCAGAUUGAAACACCGCCCGUCUGUGUGGCUGCGCGUGUUUGGUGGGGCUUGCACGCGGCUGGAUGUGAUCUGAUGCGCUCAGGUGGGGGGGGUCCCGGUGCCGGGAAAGGCAAUGGGGCAGCGUAGGGUCGGUUGCUGACAGGCUUACACUCACAAGGGAUUCACACGAUUACUGGUUUGUAGAUCACAGAGCUGAUUUGUGUACACUCCACCCCUUCCAAUCACUUAGUUUAUAGACUCCCCCUCCCCUUUUUUCCCUGGUCAACAAGCCCCCCCACAUAGCACCAACAUAUUCAUAGUUAGUGUGUUUCUUGUUGUUUUUUGUGUUUCUUUUCUUCUAUUCCCCCGUAACCCUUUCCUGUUUGCUGUUUGUCAUAAUAAACGAGGUAUGUUGAAUGAUCACAAUGGGAGUAUGUCAUAUUCUCAAUGUGAAACAAAACUGUUCAGACCAUCCAGACAUUUAGACUUCCAUUAUCCAUGUCAAACACCUGAACAGGAUAAGGUUUUAAAAAAAACACACAGAAAAAACAUUGACAACAGAAAAAAAAUGAUGGCAGAUUUGAAAUCGGCGACCAAAUGAUUAUUAAUGAUUAGCCAGUGUAAUUUUUCCAACCAUGCUGAGAAAGUAACAGAUGCUGUUUUUCCACUUGAUGCUGCUGAUUUAAGAGGUUGUGUUUGGAUGACGAAUACAAUAAAAGUUUUAAAAAGUUCAUCGCAUGCAGUUUGAAAUGUCGCAUGUCGGUAAAUCGAGGAGUAAAAGCUGCUGUUUAAUUUUGAUUGUCGAUACUGCUGAUUGUUACUAUUUGACUUGAGUUUUUUUUUUUGUUGCUGUCUUUUUAAAGUUGUCCUUAAAUGAAGAAGAAUAAAUUGGGCAUCGGUUCACACUUAAAGCAUGUUAUAUUUUAAGUAAAAGCGUAUCCAUAUAUUUACCACGUGGUGGCACUGUUGCGUAGGUCACACCCCAAUAUUGCAGAUUCGUCUCAUAUCAGGAAGGGACAUUCAUAUAUCAAAAUCUUAUCUAAAAAAAUAAAUGUUCCUCCAGAACUGCCUUACAAUUUGCAGAUUUACAUGGCAAUUUCAGCAUUCAAGUGGUAGCUGAUGUUUGUAAUUUGUAAAAAGGAUCAAUGUUUUGAUUUAUCCAUGUUUGUUUAUGUAUCAUGGCUGUUGACUUGCACCCGAGCUGUUCAUCCAUUAAAAUGGGGGGCAAAUAAAAAAGCAAUUCUAAGAUGUUUUGAUGU
Corythoichthys intestinalis (scribbled pipefish) is the source of this 9330-nucleotide messenger RNA. RefSeq names its product mitochondrial basic amino acids transporter (gene slc25a29l). The record is from RefSeq and is a predicted model, not a curated record. Bases 363 to 1286 code for a protein of 307 amino acids. Gene Ontology annotation, molecular function: high-affinity L-arginine transmembrane transporter activity. Gene Ontology annotation, cellular component: mitochondrion. Gene Ontology annotation, biological process: mitochondrial L-ornithine transmembrane transport. The transcript has 4 exons. NCBI's taxonomy places the organism in Eukaryota, Metazoa, Chordata, Actinopteri, Syngnathiformes, Syngnathidae.